AUGCAGAAAAGAUGCGCAGGUGAUUGUCUUGCCCUGUUCUCCAACACCGUGCGCCAGCAUCAGCGAGGCAAUUUCCUGAUCUGCUUCCAGCUGCUUUCGGCCACAUCCACGAUGGGUAUGACUGUACGAUCUGGCCUGUUUGCAGAAUCCAGGACUUCAAUGGCACUGGCCGCCAAGCUGCUCACCUGCUGCCCACCAGCGAGCGAUUUGGGCUUCGAGUGGAGCGAUUGCACAUUCUACUCUCACCUCUCAGAGCUGCCCGCAUCCUGGGACUCUGGGCGCAGAGACUGGGUGGCCCUUGUUCCCAGACAGGGACGGCUUGAUGGUGUAAAGGCUUCCAUGUGGGCUUCUGACAAUAGCGUUUCGCUGCGCGCUAUGCCUGCCAGUGUGUCGUAUGCAGCCGUGGCGCUCACGAGCGCGGUGGAGCUGGCUGUGACACUGAGCCCAGGGGCUGCAGCCCUGGCUCUUUUGGGAAGCGCUUCCCAAAGCUACGUGCAGGUUCAAGCUCCGGCUGGCUACGCCAUUCGCUGUGGCCAGUUCCAGAGCUUCUCGCUCCCUCUGUCUGCGCGGGUGCAAUGCCAGGUCGAAGGUGGCAGCCAAGCUGUCGUGCGCAUUGCAAAUGUGGAUCUCUAUGCGGCUGGCACUCUCUACUUCAUCUUUGGGUUGGACACGCCGGCAGCUGAUCCAAGUCCAAACCUGUUCAGCAUUGCCCUGCGUGAUGCCAACAACAUCACAUUGGAUGCAGCGAUGGCUGUUCCAGGCAUGCAUAUUCCACAACCGCGAGUGGCAGCAUUCGUGUCUUUGCUGGUGGUAGACUUCGAAAACGUUGCCCGGCUCCAGGCAUGGGGCGAUGCAGCGCAGCAGCUUGGUGUACUUCGUGGCAGCAUCGCGGCUGCCCUGUCGAUCGACGAAGCAGGCAUCUCGGUGGACUAUGUUCAGGCGGUACUUGGCAUCAGGGACGUGCGACGCCUGCAGAGUAGCGGCGUUGUUGCCGGCCAGCUGCAGGUGAAUUUCUCUGCCUACUCCAUUCUCGUUCCCGUGACGGAGCUUUCAGAUCGAAUCGUGGCGGCAGGCUUCACGUCGGCGCUUCAAGGUGAACUGGGCCCACGAGCGAUCGCCGCAGGUUGGUUCUGCUCACAUGGGGUUCCCGAGGUCACUGGUGCAUCUGCGAACGGCACGGGCACCGUGCGCAGCCCGAUCACAUGGCACGUCAGAGCACUGGCUUGUAGCAGCAAGGUCCCCGAACGACCUUUGUUUUACGUUUUUGAUCUCCAGGUGUCCGUGAACUUGAUUUUCCAGAGAUGCGAGAAGAAGCGUGCCUCCGGCUCUAUGCACGAUGCCUACUUCAUGUGCGAAGAUCAGCCAAAGAGCACGGACCAGGCACAGGCAGACUGCUUUACCCGUUUCCCUACAAGGGUGCUGCGCGCAGCCCCGGAGAAUGCAGAGGUGACGCGAAGUCCUCCGAAAAGUACACCACCUCCCAAGACAGAAGAAACCUCACCCGAGGAGGAGGAAGUCGAUACCUGGACCUACGUCUUUGGGAAGCCAGGUGAGCUGAGGCGUGAUCUCAGCUUAGUGAACACAUCUCCAGAGAAGAUUGUAGCAGCGGGUCUUUUGGCCAUCACUAUUGGUCUGGCCAGCAACCUCUGGGGUCAAACGGAGUUUCUCUUCAGACUUGUGCCAGCGGCAGCUGACAGGGCACGUGAGUUUCACCUCGAUUCCAUCUAUGCCGUCGAUGGCCUCAAGGCUUACUAUGAGGAACAAUACCAGGCUCGCUAUCCGAGCACGUGGCUCUUUGAUCAGCGAGUAGCUCUACUCAAAGCCGGCCAGAUGAGCUCCGAUGAUAUGCUCGGCGUGUCUCGCCGUGGGCGCCCGGGCGCAGCACCACAGGGGGUGGGGCCGGAUGCAGCCUGGGGGCCGGCGGGCGGAGGCGACCGUGCCCUCAAAAGCCGGGAGAAUCUUUCCGUAGUCAAGCAGAGAUUACCUCCCAAAGCCCCUGGACAGCCACCGCAAAUUUCAGAGAUCCUUGGCGACCCGGAAGCAUCGCUGGAAAGGCUUCUCAAAGAGACGAUUGCUCCGGAGGGAUCCAAAAAGACAGCCGAAGCUUUGAAGGCCGUAAAGGCUGAGCGGGCUGGGAAUACUUAUUAUGAGUAUCAAUGGCGCACAACCUUUCCAUCGGGCGCAGAGCUACGGAGCUUCAGCAGUUGCGCCUUGGGGCCAGCAGACCGACGGGGUUACCGCAACUUGUACACCCUGACGGCAGUUCUUCCAGAGACGGAAGUUGUUCAAGGUGAUGGCGCAGCAUCCCUCAUGCCACAGAUCCUGGAAGGAUUCAUCGUUCAACCGCUGGACUCUUGA
Symbiodinium natans is the source of this 2358-nucleotide messenger RNA. The record is from the annotation of a GenBank genome assembly. NCBI's taxonomy places the organism in Eukaryota, Dinophyceae, Suessiales, Symbiodiniaceae.